AUGACCAAAAGAAACAUUAAACGCCCGCCGCCACCAAAACGUCAAAGAAUUGAAGCAGAGAAUCAUCAGAAUGCCGAGAACAAUGCAAAUGAUCAACAUCAUUUGACGCUGCAAAAAAUGUACGAUACGUGUCAAGAAGUGUUGGAUAAACAGAAAAAUCUCGAACAAAUCCAAGAAAAUAUGCUCAAAGAAGUUGUGCAGAAGCAGAAAGAAUUCGAAAUUUCCUUAGUCGACAAGCUCCGUUCCGUCGAAAACGAGCUUCAAUUGAUUCGAGACGACUUGAAGCCAAAAACAGUGACACCAGCAGUUCCGGAAGAAAACGAUGAUGAAGAUGAAACAGAUUCAGAAUCUGAUAACGAGAGUGUUUUCAUGCCGAGUACUGGAAAAUACUUCGUGCUAAAACAUGUCUUCAAGAAUGUCUCGAAUAUGAAGGAAGAUGAAUAUCGGUUGUCAGAAGCGGAAGAACACUUUGGAGUUAAAUGGAGAAUGAAUGUGCGCCGGAGAACAGAACAUCUUCAAUUUUAUCUGCAUUGUUCGAAACCGAUGGACACUGUGAAUUGGACAAUCGAAACUCAGCGAAAACAUGUACUAGUUUCGAAUCGAGUGGACAACGCAGUGAAUGAAUGCAUACAAAUGUUUGACAAAGAAUAUUCCUCGUGGGGAUGGCCUAAAUUCAUCAAAUGGACGGUAUUGGAAAAAGACUUUCUUGUGGACGGCAAGUUGACAGCUGAAGUUCACAUCAAAGUCGGGAAAACAUCUGGUAUUUACAAAGAUAAUCUGAGAAGUUUCGACAAUACAAUGGAAGAAUUCUCAGAUGUUGUACUUGUUGUCAACGAAGAGAAAUUCUACGUUUUGAAAAAAUUCCUCGCCGCGCAUUCUUCAUACUUCAAAGCUUUGUUUUUGGGAGACUUUCAAGAAUCAGAUAAAUCUGAAAUCAAACUGUCUGGAAUCGAUGAUGAUGACUUUCAGAACUAUCUCGAAGUUCUGUACGGAGAAUACUCCAUUGACGAAUUCACUGUGGAAGGAAUUCUUCUCGUUGCUGAUAUGUACGACACUCCACUAGUCAUUCGCAAAUGCGAGCAGUUUAUACUCAAGGAAUCAAAGAAAACGUUGAAGAAAAAGCUGCAAAUGGCCAUGAAAUACCAUCUGGAAGCAUUGAAUAAACAAUGCCGCAAGGAAAUCAAAUCGGUUGCUGACAUCAAAUCAGUUCUCCCAGGAGAUAUUCGUGAUUUGGAUCCAUCAAUUACCACGGAGUUUUUGGAAAUUGCCCUCUCUAUUCAAUAA
Messenger RNA from Caenorhabditis remanei, 1284 nucleotides. RefSeq lists its product as uncharacterized. Gene Ontology annotation, molecular function: protein binding. Bases 1 to 1284 code for a protein of 427 amino acids. The record is from RefSeq and is a predicted model, not a curated record. NCBI's taxonomy places the organism in Eukaryota, Metazoa, Nematoda, Chromadorea, Rhabditida, Rhabditidae. The transcript is spliced from 7 exons.